AUGAAGCAAUUGCGGGUAUCCUUCUCCUUCCCCUUCUCCACUCUUCACACGGCCAGCGUCGUCGCUCCAGCCGUCGUGAAAGUAGUCCUUUCCGACGGUACGGUCCACGAGUCUGAUGACUCGUCGACCGUGGCCGAGCUGAUGCUGGAGCACCAACGAGAGGUGGUGGUGGAAUUCGACUCCGAGAUGACGAUCUCCACCACCGUCUCCACGGGUCGAAGCCAUAGACGCCUUGUCCCGCUUCCAGCUGAUAGGAAGUUGGAAGCAGGAAAAGUGUACAUGAUGCUUCCCCUGAAGCGGGGGAAGUCACUUUCUCUAACUUCAGAGGAAGCGCGCCACGUCCUUCUGAACGCGAGCACGCUUCUGAAGCAAUCUUCUUCUUCACCGUACAAGUUCGUGCCUCUGUUUGCACGGGCUUGUACGGCUGGCUCCAUUGGAGGACACCGCGAGGGGAACUUCGUCAAGUUGGUGAAGAAGGAAACGAGUUGUGACGAGCAAGUGAUGAAGGUUGUGAAGAGGACGGAUUGUAAGCGUCUCGUGUCGUUUUUCGAGGAGGAGGAUGAGGAGGAGGAGGAUGAAGAGAACAAGGUGCCGGAGUAUUUGAGCCGGCAGUUGUCCGGUAAAGGGUGGAAGCCUACUCUGGAUACGAUUAAGGAGAAGAAGAUCGAGCAGCAGAAGCUCCCGCAUUGGUUGUUUUGA
Messenger RNA from Linum tenue, 699 nucleotides. NCBI's taxonomy places the organism in Eukaryota, Viridiplantae, Streptophyta, Magnoliopsida, Malpighiales, Linaceae. The record is from the annotation of a GenBank genome assembly.